Molecule: messenger RNA, 2809 nt
Organism: Scleropages formosus (Asian bonytongue)
Lineage: Eukaryota; Metazoa; Chordata; Actinopteri; Osteoglossiformes; Osteoglossidae
Product: ribonuclease inhibitor-like
Exons: 8
Coding region: 44-1531 (495 amino acids)
Molecular function (GO): protein binding
Source: RefSeq, a predicted model, not a curated record
GCGGGGAGAGGAACGAGCUGCGACAGUCACCGGGUAACUCGCGAUGCGCUUUGCGUGCAUACGUGGGCGCAGACUGUCCAACUGUAGAGUAACAGAUGGAGGCUGUGCUUCUCUGGCUUCAGCUCUGCAUUCGAACCCCUGUUCACAACUGAGAGAGCUGGAUCUGAGCUACAAUCGCCCAGGGGACUCAGGAGUGAAGCUGCUCUCUGAUCUACUGCAGGAUCCACACUGUAAACUACAGACACUGAGGCUGAGGAUGUGUGGACUCACAGAGAGAUGCUGUGAAGCUCUGGCCGCAGUUCUUACGUCAAACUCCUCACACCUGAAAGAGCUGGACUUGAAUGACAAUGACCUGCAGGAUUCAGGAGUAAAGCUCCUCUCUGCUGGACUGGGGAACCAACACUGUAAACUGGACACACUGAGACUUUCUGGCUGUUGUGUCACAGAGGAAGGCUGUGCUUCUCUGGCUUCAGCUCUGUGUUCCAACCCCUGUUCACAACUGAGAGAGCUGGAUCUGAGCUACAAUCACCCAGGAGACUCAGGAGUGAAGCAGCUUUCUGAUGUACUGCAGGAUCCACACUGUAAACUGGAGACACUGCAAAUGAAGAAAUGUAAUUUAACUGAGAGAUGUUGUGAAGCUUUGGUCUUGGCUUUGAAAUCAGAAACCUCACACUUGAAAGAGUUAGACCUGAGUGACAAUGACCUUCAGGAUUCAGGAGUGAAGAUACUCUCUGCUGGACUGGGGAACCAACACUGUAAACUGGAGAUAUUAAGACUUUCUGGCUGUUGUGUCACAGAGGAAGGCUGUGCUUCUCUGGCUUCAGCUCUGUGUUCGAACCCCUGUUCACAACUGAGAGAGCUGGAUCUGAGCUACAAUCACCCAGGAGACUCAGGAGUGAAGCAGCUUUCUCAUCUACUGCAAGAUCCACACUGUAAACUGGAGACCCUGCAUGUGGACCAUGGUGGACAGUGCAGGAUCAGACCAGGGCUCCUCAAAUACUCCUGCCAGCUCACACUGGACGAGCGCCUAGCAAACAGACACCUGCAUCUUUCUGAGGGCAACAGGAAGGUGACGUGGAGUGAAAAGGAGUUGGACUCAUACCCUGAUCAUCCAGACAGAUUUGAUUUCUGGAACCAAGUCUUGUGUGUAGAGAGUCUGUCUGGUCGCUCUUACUGGGAGGUUCAGUGGGGUGGAGAUGCUGCUGAAAUAGGAGUCACUUAUGAAGGAAUCGGUAGGAGAGGAAGUGACGCCGACUGUCGGCUUGGAUACAACGAGAAGUCCUGGAUCCUGUACUGUUCGGGUGGGAGGUGCGCUGCCUGCCACAAUAGGAGAGAGACUGACAUACCCGUGCCUCCCUCCUCCAACAGAAUUGGAAUAUAUCUGGACUGGGUGUCCGGCACCCUGUCCUUCUACAGUGUGUCCUCUGGUGAGCUGACGCUCCUGUGCAGGUUCACCUCCACGUUCACUGAGCCCCUCUAUCCUGCGUUUGGCUUUUGGGUGGGCUCCUCAAUGUCACUGUGCGAGCUGUGAUAGGAACACGCACUCGGACGCACGCACACUCCUCAUUAUGUAGUAAUGUGUUUCUAAGCUUCCUCUGUGUAAAACUCCAUCAUGUAAAGCGUUCAUUCCGGCUCCUGGGUUAUUGACCCCAUCCUCAAGUUUCCAAGUUCUGGUGGACUUUGUGUUCUUCAUACUGGUUUUUCCAGCACUGUCUGCUGAAGUUGUCUGGUGGUGAUAAAUCAUUCUAGCUGGCUUUGGGUUCACUGUAUUGGAAAGGACCGCCCCUUGUUACCUUUAACCACAGCUUGCCUUCUAGCACACAAGCUCAGUGUUCAGCAUUGACCUGCCAUUGCACUCUGUUCAAAGUAAAUGUGUUGGAGGGGUUACUGAUGAGGUCCCACAGAGGUCCAAUGUGUUACUGAGAAGUAAGCGUUUAUCCUGGUAGACAGAUCGCAAGUUUGAAUAUAUCUGAUGCAACGGCCCUAGAAAAGUUGUACCCAUGUUCAGUAACCCAUGUUACAGAGUUUUUUCGGCUUUUCCCAAUGAUAUACAAGUCAUGGGCCAAUGAGACAGACUUUUCAACGACAUAUGAUAACUUCCUCUUAAUUUUGUAUUGUUUUUCAUUUUCUUUUAUUUCAGUUCCGACAUGUUCCCUUUUACUUUUUUAAUGCUUUUUGUUCACGUACCUCCCUGUACUAAGAUGGGUCUCAAAACUCACCUCUUUCAGGGUCACUUCUCCCCUGAUCUUGUAAAUUCUGGAUAAAUAUGCAUGCAUGUGUUAUGUUUAAUAUUUUUUAAUGAGAAUUUGUUUAACAAUGGAAAAGCCAAUAUGCAGCUACUUCUGUAGUGUACACCGGUUUAUACCGUGGUUUGUGACAAAUCGACUGUACUCGUGAAUCACGUGUCUACAUCCAGAUCUCUCCUCCUGUUAGUGUAUUGUACUUUUUGUAUUGUUCUCUGAGAUAUGUCACUUUGGAGAAAAGAGUGUGUUAAAUAAAUAAAUGUAAAUGUAACUGUACUCCAUCUGUCUUGUACACUUUCACAGCAUGAUAGUGGUGAGUAAAGUGUCUCUGUAAAGUCCAGGAACACAUUGUUUUUCUCCCCAUUGGAAAUAAUGACAAAGAACCUUGGUAUACAGACCAUUUUCAGGAACAAAUUAGGUCCGUAUAACUGGGAUACCUGUAUUUACUACUAUGAUCCGUUACAUUUCAUAGUUGUGAUGCUGAAGGACUCCUCACAGUUAUACCAGAUCACUCUUCUUCUCCGUUGCCAAAUGCCUUUUUUUCAAGUUUAAUUCAUUACCAAGUG